Molecule: messenger RNA, 1523 nt
Organism: Rhipicephalus sanguineus (brown dog tick)
Lineage: Eukaryota; Metazoa; Arthropoda; Arachnida; Ixodida; Ixodidae
Product: adenosine deaminase
Exons: 9
Coding region: 271-1443 (390 amino acids)
Biological process (GO): adenosine catabolic process; negative regulation of adenosine receptor signaling pathway; hypoxanthine salvage
Cellular component (GO): cytosol; external side of plasma membrane
Molecular function (GO): adenosine deaminase activity
Source: RefSeq, a predicted model, not a curated record
CAAGCCGUCAGUGCAAGCUCCGCCGUCAGUGCCGACGCCGCGCGACACUCGGUCCGACCAUCGCGUAGAGCUGCUCGCCGGUGUCGAGUGGAGUGCGCCGACGACGGGCCCGUACGCUGCGAGGCCUCGCCCUAUCGCCAGAUCUGAACCAAGCUUGAUUGUCGACGACAACAGGGAAAAUUUGACAUUUAAUAUUUAUACAGACGAGCAUCGGACAACUACGGUUCCUGAAGUUCCUGCGGACUUAUUACUUUAGUACAAAAAAGAAUCAUGGGACUGCCUAAGUUCAAGAUCAUGCUCCACAGCCACAUCGAGGGUCAUCUGCGGCACACCACCAUUUGGGAGCUGGCUCAGGCAAAGAAUAUCGACCUAGGUUACAGCAGCCUCCAAGACAUCAUUAUGAAAACCCAGCCGGAGCGAGGAAGCACCCUCCAAAACUACCUCAAGGAGAUGCCGAAAUUUCUCAGGGUUGUGGCGGGCGACCGCGCCGCGCUGGAGCGGGUCGCCUUCGAGGUUGGCGAAGACCAGGCGAACCAGGGCGUGCUGUACAGCGAGAUGCGGCUCUUCCCCCACCUCAUGGCCAGCCAGCACACGCUGCUGAAGCUGAGCGAGGGACCCCAUUCAGUCCGCACGGCCGCCGACGCAAUCGACGCGGUGCUCGAGGGUUUCCGGCGAGCCGAAAGAGAGCACGGCAUCAUGCUCAGGCUGGUACUGGCCUGCUUCAGGGACAAGCCGGAGUGGGCGGAGGAAGUGGUUAGCCUGUGCCACGAGUACCGGGACAAAGGUGUCGUCGGAAUGGACGUGUGCGGAGUGUUUGCCCCCAAGAGGACAGAGACCGAGGGAGAGGAGAUCCUGCACCCUGACGUCAUCAAGGCAUUCCAGAGAGCAGCCACCCUGGGCGUGCAUCGUACGGCGCACGCGGGCGAGGCGGGCCCGGCCAGCAAUGUUUCCAGGGCCAUCGAAGAACUGCGUACGGAGCGGAUAGGGCACGGCUACGCCGCCAUGCGCGAAGGCGGCGCCCCCUUGCAGCUGGCACUCGACAGGGGCAUCCACUUCGAAGUGUGCCCCAACAGCAGCUACCUUACUGGAGCCGUUAGCCCUGGAGAGAGGCAUCCCAUGCUGUGUCUACGGGACCACUGCGCCAGCUACUCUCUGAACACGGAUGACCCGACGAUCACGCACACGAGAAUCUCGGACGAGUACCAGCUCGCCCUGAAGCUGGGAUUCCGGCCCGAUGACAUCCUGGAGUCGAACCGCGCCGCCAUCGAGGCAUCUUUCUUGUCGCCGGAGGAGAAGAGGGAGCUGCGGAACAAGUUCGAGAGACUCAAUGCCUCUUCGAGCUCGAGUUGCUGUUUCUACGAUUCCAGCCCGAGAAAGAGUGUAAAAAACGGAGACGUUUCGCCGAACCAGUUAGGACCAAAGAGUGUCGUAUUUAGCCAUUAAUACACAUCGAAGACAACGGAGCACCUCCCUCAACACCCUGUCUCCUACGGAGAAAUGAAUCAAUAAAUAACUGAAACGUC